AGAUCAGAAUAGUUUUGUCACAGCCGAACUUCUCCAAAUGCCCACGCCUGAGCACGCCAAGAACCACCAUGACCACUAUGAUAUGAAAUGGCAGGUGGUGUGCCAGAAAACAAGGAAACAAUUUGAGACCAAGCAUCUGCGGCACGCCACGGAUUUUUUUGAGAAGCUCUUGCGCUUGGACGUAUUUGGAAAGGACUCUUUGAAGAAGAUCCUAGAGGACGCAACGAAACUCCAAGUAAAAUCCAUAUGUGAGUCGCGCCUUCAAAAUGGCAUGCCUUCCUUGGCAGUGGAUUUUGAUCUGCAACGUAUUCAGGAAAAGCACCGGCUGCGAGAUGCAGUGCUAAGUGAUGACUUGGCAUUUCUACUGAAUGGUGCUUUAGAAAAGUGUGGAAUUACAGAAGAGGUGGCCGUGGACAAUACAUCGUUUUUCGGCCAAUAUUCAGCAAGUCUUUUGACUUCCGCACAGCUCACAAAUCAUCAAGCAGAGAAACUCAAAGAACUUUCCAGGUACUUACAUGAAGACGUCCAUUUGUCAGCCCCGGCUGGAGCGGGGAAGUCGUUUUUGGCAAUCCGGCAUGCAAUCAGCAAACUGAGUUCGAGCAGUCAGGGGAAGAUUCUAUUCAUCUCCCCGAACCGAUCUCUGGGUUUCUAUUUCGUCCGCUGGCUCCUCACAUAUGCAAAGUCAUCGCUGCCAACGAUGUCCAGGAACAAGCUCUUACAAAGAGUUGUUUUGAUGCAUGCACCCUAUGACAGAUUCACGGGAGUACACAUUGAAGAUUGCCAAAUUGUUUUGCAGGAAUUGACGGUCAUGCCGGAUGACUUGGUUCUCGCAGUUUUUGAUGAAGGACAUGAAAUAUUUAGAACGAACCAAAGCAUAUUCCAGGAAGUUCGUGCCCAGCAGAAGUUGAUUCUUUCAGAUGUUUCGCAGUCCUUGUUACUUCAAAACAGUUAUCCUGAAAUGCGCCAGGUGAAUCUCACGCAGGUCGUGCGCAGCACACAGCGAAUUGUAUUUGGAGCUAACGCAUUUCAGCUGCAAGAUGGUGAGCCAACUACAUGUCUUGGCACAACUGGCCCUCCACUGAAGUCAUUUAUUUUCGAGGUGCCCGAAGGGUAUGAUGGUGAUUUGUUUGCUCAGUUUGCAGAUAACACAGUGAAAGCUCUGUGGUUUAUUUUAGAGACAUACCCCAGCAUUCGGCUUGAUCGGCACGUCGCAUUGCUCGUGCCAAAUGAUGAAGAGUUCCACAGAACUUUCAGGUUCCAUCUUGAGGAGCGUUUGGAGGCAGAUUUUGGGCCUGCUUACAACAUUCAGCUGGUUUCCUUUGAGGAAUCUUUACGUUUCUUACCAGAGGCUGUACAUCAGGACAGGAGGAAGGAUCAACUCAUUCUUGACUGUGACACCAACGCCAAAGGGUUGGAGCAGCUGUUUAUCAUUUGCAUUGGCUUUGAUGCGCAAAUCACUGGUGACACUGACAAUUUCACCAGAGCUCGUCUUUAUCAUGCUAUCACUCGAGCACAGCUCCAAGCCGUUGUUGUCGACCGAUUCGUCCGUGGUGGUUGGUUGGAGUUUCUCAAUGCUUUGAAACUCAAAGAGACGACCUUUCAAGCGGAUGAUGCAAAAUUGGAGAUCAAGAAGGAUGCAGCUCUCAAAAUAGUGGAAGAAACCACUCAAUCCGAAGCUGAUUCACGUCCAGAAGCGGCCACCAAGGAACCUGCUUCAUCCACGGGCCAAACAGCAAAAAUCACUGCGGAACCAGAAGCUGGCCCAAAGGAGCCUACGGUGGUUGAAGUGCUCCCAACUUCCAUUUGGGACACCAGCAGCAACAUGAUCAAAACCAAGAUUGCGAAGUUGAAAUUUGAUCCAAGGUCUACUGAGGUGGCAUCGGCUGCAGUGGUCUUCGGUGAGAUGGUAGUAGGCAAGCUGAGCCCAGGCAAGAGAUCUGCUGAAGAUGGAGAUCCUUCGUCUAGACCUUUCACUAUGAUUCGACAAUGUGACACCAUGUUUGAAGGGCUUGAAGAUUACAAGAACGACAUGGGAGGAAACGAUACACAGAAAGAUGAAAGCCAGGACACCCAAAGUUUUGACACGUUCUUGGAUGGUCCAGACAGUGGUGUGCUGGCAUAUGAAGAUUUGCUAGCCUUUUCACGUGACAGGGUUCGCAAACUCUUGGACGCUCGCCCUGAGCUGAAGGGUCAAAGUCAUGCAGCAGAAGUCUUGCGGAUCUUGAAUGAUGACACCAAUGAGGCUAGGCAAACCUCUGGCACUGUGUGGCCCAGGCAACGGUCCACGCCCUUUCAACUUUCACUUUUGUCGCAUGAGGCAGGCUCCUUUUGCGGAGACAUCCUGGCCAUAUUCACAGUGAGGUUGUUUCUGGUAGCCACUGAGAGUCUCAUAUUCACUUUGCAGCCAGUUUGUCCUUCGCAUCCCCAGUUGCUGUGGCUGCUGCACUCCGCGGACCCCGAGCAAGCCACCAAUCUGGUGAACCAUCUGGAAGCCAAGGAGCUUAACGGUGACCCUGUCGAUGACUAUGUACGGUACCGCGUCAGCUCCACCGAACGUGGGCAGAGAAAGCCGCAGCCCGAAUGCGAGAAGUUGACCCCGGCUCCAAUCUGGCAGCCAAAGCGAAAUCGAGUGGAGAGCCCAGCUCCGGGCAUUGAAGGGGCACCAGGCCAAGUCAAGGAGCAGGAUGUCGCGGAAGAUGUUGCGGUGUUGUCAUCUGACGAUGAUGGAACUUUAAGCAUUUCAACACCUUGUCCGACUAAGACCGUUGUGUUCAUGGGUCAAGAAUACCGCAACUGGCCGGCCAAAGUGGUGCUUUUGGCAUUUCCCUCCAGCAAAGAGGCUCUGAUACCACCUCCCUUUGAGAUUCCUGGCCGGAAUCUGAAGCUGGAAAGCUUUGCUGACAUAGAACCUCGCCAUUGGCAACAUCGGUUGGACAAGUUGAUUCCGUUGGCGCCAGGGAUCAGCUUCGAUCCAAAGGUUGAUUCCUUCAUGGAACAGAACUUCAAGCUGGCCUACAGCCAUCCAGCGGUGAGAGAUGCUGUGAGGGCAGUUCUAUGUAGGCUGUCCAGCCCGCGUGGGAUCAACCGAGCACCUGCAGUGGUGAUCGUCAUCUAUGUGGUGCUUCGGGUCCAUCGCAUAGAGGUGGUCUGGUGCGCCAUGAGAAAGAACUGGCAAGGGCUUGCCUUGAAGUUGAUGAGAUGGAUCGAGGGUCGCAGCCUAUGUUCUGCGAUUCUCUGCUUCAUUGAUUCGCUCUUUAAAGAUGUGAUGGAGAAGAAGCCUGAGACAAAGGCGGGCAAAGCCAAAGACGCCACCGCCCCCCCGAAGCCAGCUUCAAAAGUCAGGGGGAGUGUUGCUGCUGUCCUGCAGCCGCGCAGCCCUCCCCACAACCAGCCCAAGAGACUGAAGGGCAGUGGUGGGGGUGGGGGCGAAUGGAAGGUCAAGUCGUCGGCAGCUGCAGCUGUGUUAGCUUCUGUGGAACCUCCUGUGGUGGCACCACCUGGAUUGCCAAGUGUGGAGGGUCAGCUGCAUGCGGUGGAGAAGGAAAUCCUGGAAGAUUUCCGUAUCAGCAGCACAGUGGCGACGAACUUCUCCGCCAUGCCAGUAGGUGUCCGGCGCAAGGCGGCACAGACUGAGUUGUUGGAUGGCUUCGCAAAAUUCGAGGGCAGCCUGCAUGACUUCAAUCUUCCGAACUUCCAGCCUGGACGGCUUGCCGCCAGUGAAAAUGCGGCCCAUGUCAUCCAAGCGUGGAAGAGCGGUGAAUCGGCCUGGAAGGUGAUUCAGGCAAUGAUGCUGCCUCGAGCCAAGGAAAUUCCGGUGAACGUAUGUAUUAAUGGCUCAGGAUAUCACAUUGGCACACAACCAUUCAUGCCGUGCCUCAAAGCCAUGUUUGCGAAGCAGCGGGCUUGCUCCAAAUCCGAUGAUGAGGCGGGAGUUGUGAACUGCCAGUGUGAUCGCCAUCCAGAUCCGAACGAUUGUGAGAAGGCGCAGGAGGAGAUCAAAUUGCGCAAGUUGAACAGCGGUCGUGUGAUUUUUGACCCAAAGCCGAAACCUUGGCGAUGGAAUGGGGUUUGCGGAGUUAGCGUUGCCAUGCCGAAGUCGUCUCGACGCAGCAGCAAGCGACAGCGCCAGCAGCAGGCGUCCUUGUUUCCGAUGAUGAUGCCCAACAUGUUUCCACAACCUGAGGAGUCGUCGUCUUCAGAAGACGCCCCAUUGGCAGCAGCAGCGGCACCUGCAGCACCUGCAGCACCUGCGGCGGCGCCUGCUCCGGCAGCUGCUCCAGACGAUGGGCUGACACCAAUCACACGGUCCUACUCCCUUGUGAAGCAGAUUCCCCGAAAACACUUGCAACAGACUGUGUUUGAGCUGAUGGAGGAGCUGGACUCCAGCUGGACUGCUGAUCUUUCGGUGACAGGCUUGCUGGCCAUUGUCUACAUUUGCUCUCGUGUGAAGCCUCCCACGCCCUUGACGCAACUCCAUUGCAAAUACUAUGAGCACUUUCCUGAUGUGGCCAAGCGUGGUUACAACAGAGUGUGUGCUGCCUUUGGUGGAGCUGAUGUCUUCAAGAAAGGAUUUCUGGAGAAGCUUCCACUCAAUUUGAACGACACACAUGUGGUGACCAUUGCUCAAGAAUAUGGGUGGCAGGACCAGUGGAUGGUGAAGGCCGAAAAGAAGCGAGGUCGUCAGCAGGCAUUGGACAAUGCUGCGGCUGCUGCCUCCGGCGAUGUCGGGGCAAUGCUUCGUGUGGCUACUGGUAGUGCUCAGCAGCAGCAGUCUGCUGGAAAUGGUCCGCAAGUUGAAGGAAAUGGUGAGCAAGCUGCUGCUUCUGGUUCAACCCCGCAGCCGCCUUCUGAUCAUCUUGCAGCUCCCAAGGCAGCGCCGCCUCAGCCUCAGCAGCUUGUUGCCCCUGUGAGUCAAGCUUCGCAGCCUGCUGCUGUCGCGGCUCCGCUGCCUGCCGCUGCAGCAUUCGUGCCACAUACGCCAGUGAGAAGCCAUCGUCGUGCAGAGAUGGACUCACAUGCUGCAGAGACACCUGCCCCAAUGACAUCAUCCAAGUCAGGUCCACCCCAGCCACCUGCUGACUUGGCCGCGACGCACAUCUGCGGCAUUUGCCUUGAGCCCAUGGAGCGUGGAGAGCCGUGCACUGACUGCUUUGCAAUGCAUGCAUGUCUUUCACAAGGCAUGUGUGGACGAGUGGCGUCAGGUUGCUGGGAUUGUGGACAUGGCCAGGCACAUGCCAGUGCCAGCAAUGAUGGCUGGGAGAUGGUACCUUCAGAGAACGAAGAAGAGGAAGGCUUUGGUGUUGGUGCCGCUGCUGAGACUGCCAAUGCUGUGCCGGUUGCCGCCGAAGUCCUCGUAUUUCCACCUACAGAUGCUUGGAUUUCUCAAGUGGCAUACGCACCUGCGAACUCCACAACUCUUUUCUGGGACUUGAACUAUUUGCACGAUGAGCUGAAGCUUGUACAUGAAGCACUAGAAUUCAAACAGGUUCUGAAUGAGAUCAAGGAUGUGGCGUCCAAAAUGCCCAACGCAAUGGAUUGCAAUGCGUGUUCCACGAGACUGGCCUUGCACUGGAUGAAGGCUUCUUGCAACAAGACCGCAGAUGCAGAAAAGGCUGCGUUCUUUGUCAAUCGCAUGAGGUUUGCAUUGGGUCGGUUUGCUAUGACUUUCCGAGUGGCUUCAGAUGGUUUUGAGAUUCAAGUUGAGAAUUGGCAGAACUUGUUCGUCAACAAUGCCUUCCUGGCUUGCAACCUGCAGAGAAAUCUUAGAACCACCCACCUAAGUGUUGAACAGGCGUGGGGGUCUCAGUGGGACUCGAUGCUCACAGACUCAGACCUUCAAAUGCCAUGGUCUUCACAGGGCCUGCCUUUACAAAGUGUUCUGCGCUUUGCCCUGACAGUAGAAAGAGUUCGCAGAAGGCAACAGAAGCCGCCAUGGAAGACUAGGAGCGCUGAUUGCCUGUCAAAACUGCAGUCCGGCCUCAUGGCCUUUCUCAUUCAGGGCGUUGAGAUGACUGUCAAUCAAGACCGUUCACCUUUCUUGGGUCGCAAUUUGCCAAAGAGAAAAUUUUGCAGGUUCCGGGCCAACAAUGAUGAGAAGAUUGUGCAGCGAAUGCAUCUAGAUGAAGUCUGGCAAGUUGUGGAAAAGUCACAGGCACAGAAUGUCUCCAUGUACAAAGUGGCAAUGCUUUCGGCCGAUGGUGCUUCAGCCGGAUCCUGCCUGUAUUGGCAACAGAAGUUGAAUGCCAUGUACUAUAAAAGAAGCAGAAUGUCGCUCCUCUCCUUGGAACCUGUCAGGAUCAGUGUCUGCACAGAUGCGUCAGUGCAUAGCUGCCGUGAUACCUUGAUCAGCAUUUUCUAUUCCUGUCAGAAUGACAUAUCUUGCUAUGGCAUUUCGCAGCAUCUAUGGCCGGGCAAAAUUGUGAGCGCUGGAGAUGAGGUGGCUGUUGAGACUGAAGAAAUGGAACGUUUGCUAGCGAGAAGGGAACAAUCACGCUUGGCGACCUACAAGUUAGCACAGGCUCUCAGCCAGCAGCUUCAACUUCAAGUCGGCUUGGUUCUCAAUGACUUUGCAGCCACUUAUGAUGUCCCAGUGCUAUGCUUGCUGGUGGACCAAGCCAGUACUGACAUGGCCCUGGCCUCAUUUCUGAAUGAUUCCUUCUUCUUCAUACACAUGGACUAUGACGUCUUCCAUCGGCUGGCCCGAGAUCAGAAGUUAGAAUCUCCGCGGUGCCAAAGCUACCUGGAGAGAAUCGCCGAUGAUCUUCAGCUGCAAUGCCGGACAGCAGAGGAGCAGCGCCAAGUUUGGCAAGCCUUGAAGCAACUUCCUUCAUUCCACCUGAAGGGCACAUGUCCCAAGCCAUCACGAUGGUGCGCAUGGCUGGAAACUGCGGAGGAGGCAAUGACCGAGUGGUGGGGCACCAGGUUGAUAUUAGAAUAUUACUUGGGUGAGGCAACACCGAACCCAGAUGACAGCAGUGGCUUCAAAGAGCUGAGAGCCAAAAAAGUUUCUGGCUUGACGCUGGCUUACCUUUCACUCUCGCAGCAAAACUGGGAGCACUGCAAGUUGCUCCAAAUCGUUGGCAAGCCAUGUUGGGGAUGGUUCACAGAGUACCACCAGAACGUCAAAACAGCGCAGGACGCAGUGAAAUAUUCAAUUCAUAUGUCAAAUGACUGGAAGGAAUCAGAACACUUGAGACAAAUGGCAGCUCUUUGCGCUCCUGGGGGGAAAUCUCAACUUGACUCUGUCAUGUAUUGGGCUCGGGAUGCUCAAGGACUUUCUGCUACUGCUGUGUCUUAUUGCAUCGAACUGCUUGGCCAACGUUGUGGCAGCCUUUCCAAGCAUGGACUUCCCCCACAGGUCUAUGCAGGACUUCUCUCCGAAGAUCAUGAGGCGAGCAUAGCUGCUUUGAAAAAAAUGAAGCUGGAUUUCAAACUACUUCAAGGAAUGGAGGUGAGUUCAGCCCCCCUUGCUACAAGCCUGGCUGCAGACCUCCGUUUGUCUGUCAGUGCUCCGAUUCGCCUCGUCAUGAAUGCCUUUGAAGUUUGCAACUUUCGGCUCUGCCCACAGGCAGAAGGAGCUGUCGAAAUUCUCAGAGUUUUAGUGCAGAAGUUGCCUGAUACAAAAUGUAUCGAGGACUUGCACCAACGCAUUCGCUCGAAGCAGAAUUCUCGGUCCAACGACAAACUGUUGAUGGAUCCUAAGAUCGCAUGGCAAUCUGUGACGGAAUCCAACUUGGUGAGGUCUGCUGCGGCAUGGUCAUGGGCUCGCAAGUACCACAAACGACGCCUGGAGCAAGAUGGCUUCGAAAUUCAGGCCGGAAGGUUGAAUUUUCUUUGCCAGCCUGGAAUGCUCAUCCAGAAUCAGGAUGCCAACUUUGAGGAUGAGGUGUGGGUCGUUUUGAAAGAGCACAUGUGGGCCACAAUGGUGUGGCCGCUGAAACGCUUGGAUACUGCACGCUUUGAACUGGACCCUGCUGGUAAAGCCACAUGGCUGCACGUCUACAACUUAGACGAUUUUGCUGCUUUGCCAUCGGUGGCCAACUGGGAGCCUACUUAUUUUGGGCUGCAUAUUGUCCAGGUUGACGAUCCCAUGCCUUUGGCAAAGUACGCUUUGGUGAGCAAACCUUCGGCCCUGGUUUACAACAGUUUGCUGGUCCUAGCUCAAUAUUUGCAACUUUGCACCACUGCUCAAAAACCUAGUCGGAAGUCCUUGCUUCAAAGCCUGGCCGAAUCAUUGUCUGGCGGUGAUGCUCAUUAUGUGCAAGCAGUCUUGCAUGCUGACGAGAAGAAGAAGCAGCAAUCAGGAAAUGAUGAUGGAAGUUCGCAUUUGGUGAAUUGUCUUUUUGAGAAUUUGGACUUGGAGGAGAGGACAGAAUAUCGGGAUUUGAAGAAAAAGACUGAUCAGUCUGCAAAACUGCAGAAACAACAAAAGUGGCAGCGAUGGUUGAAGGAAAAGACUGAUGAAACACAGGACAACGAGGAAUCAGAGGAUGACGAGGAUCAAGGUGGCCCAAGCGAUGGUGGUAGUGAUGGCCCUGGUGAUGGCGCUGCUGCUGAUGACCCACACCCAGCUGAUGACCUGCAGCCAGAGCUGCCAGAUUCUCGUCUGGAUGUUGUUGGUGGCGGUGGUGAAAUUCUCCCACCUGCUGAGCUGCCUGGCGUGGAACACCGUGAUCAUGUUGCUUUGGCUGCAGAGGCUGCCGUCGAGGGUGCAGGCAUGGACGAGGCGAUGGAAGACGCGCAGGCUGAGGCAGCUGAACCUGCACAAGCCCCCAGACCGCCAGCAGCAGCAGCGGCAGCACCAGCAGCAGCACCACCACCAGCCCCUGAGGUCGCUGCUGCCCCGCGACGUGCUGGCAGUGCUUUUGAACGUCUGAAUUUUUCUCCAGUUGAAAUCUUGCAGCGACUUGUGCCAAACUCUGAUUUUCGCCUCUACGUGGACCAGAACCAAUAUCGCUGGAAGGUCGAAUGCCAAGUGACGUCUCCCAAAUUUGUGCACCCUUAUGACAAAAAACAUUUUUCACGUGUCUUCACAAAGGAGACCUGGAAAUCUAGCCUGUCCACGUGUCACAAGUACAUGUGGAAGAAGUGUAAUUUGAGAUCACAAGCUUUUUGCAUUUUCCAGCGAAGCCUUCUGCCUGCUCUUCGCCAUGUGGAAGUCGUCAAUGCUGCCGUGGCUGUGUCAUUUGUACCCAAUGCUGAAGCCGAUAGGGUAGAGAUCGAAGUGGAGAAUGCUUUUCGGCUUUCUUCCAGCGUGAGCUUGUCGUUCUUUGGUUCCCUUGCAGACUUCAGGUGUGCGUCAACAGAUCGCCUUCGGAAAGUGCUGGGCACGUUGAAAGCUUACUUAGACUAUGACAAGUACAUGGGCGGAUGCGCUGCCACAAUUUGGCCAAAGUUGUUGGGCAUGGGAUUCAAAGACCUUUUUGGCAUGCCUGUCAUGGUUCAGCUUUCAAUUCUCUGUGAGCACGCUAUUGCCAACAUGGAGUCAGGGUCAUCUCAGCUUCGGAGCAUGGUGGAAUACAGCGCUGGCUUUGGAAAUCUGAGCCGCUCGUUUAUUCGGAGAAGAUUCAAAGUUGCUUCCCUGGACAAGAAGUACCACAACUUACACGAUGUGCUCUCGUCCGAAGGGUUGCGGCUGUGGCUUCUUUGUCUCAUGUGCUGCGAAGCCUGCUCAUUCUUGUGGUUUGCUCCUGAAUGCAGUUCAUUCGUAACCCUGUGUGCAGCUCAAGCUCUUCGGGGUGUUGCCAAUGGUUUUUUGGGUGAUACCUCAAAAACCUUUGUGAUGACAGGCAACAGUUUGCUGAUCGUUCAUUCGAUGAUCAUGGCCAUUGCCUUGGCACUAGGCCACCAGGUGGGGCUGGAGCAACCUACCUCAAGCUGCAUGUUGCAAACGGCUUGGAUGUCCCACAUCAUCUCUUUCUUCAAGCUGGCGAAAACCCAUACAUAUUUGGGCGCAUUUGGAGGAAGAACUCAGAAGCCGCUCGUUCCGACCUCCUCGCUGGAUCUGACGGGGAUGAUGCGUGACCGCCCUGUGAUGGCAGAGACGCUGGCCACCAAAGACGGUGACGCUAAUGGGUUCACUGGCAAGAAGGAGCUGCUGGUUGAAUCAGAGAUGUACACUUUUGCAUUCUCUGAAGCCUUGGCAAAAAUUGUCCAGGCCCAACUCUGA
Messenger RNA from Cladocopium goreaui, 10168 nucleotides. The record is from the annotation of a GenBank genome assembly. Lineage: Eukaryota; Dinophyceae; Suessiales; Symbiodiniaceae.